AUGUUAGGAGAAGUUGACGUUCCCCUUAGAAUAUCCCCAUUUCAGGCCAUAACCGGGAAUCGGAUUGACGAUUGCGCGUCAAUUUUGGCAUGUAUUGGUGACACAAAAACGUCCCCGUCCGAAUUGGCCGACAGCCAACAAAAAGCCGUACUGCAAACAUGGUGGAAUCUGGUGCAAGCGUUUUGGAAAAAAUACGGACCUGAUCCGAUCAAGGACGACAAGCUGACAGAGGCCAUGAAACAAUGGUGUACCGAAGUGACAAAAGACUACGAAGAGGUGUCUGUUUGUGAUUUUACAUCGUCGUGGCGUGAUGGCUUUGCAUUCAACAUUCUUCUCCACAAUUUCGAUGACAAACUGGUGGAUUUGGAGAAAAUCUCUCAAAGCACAGCCGGAGAACGUUUAGAAAACGCCUUUGCUACGGCUGAGCAGAACUUUCAUGUCGCUCGAUUGUUACAAGUUAAAGGUUAG
Messenger RNA from Haemonchus placei, 468 nucleotides. The record is from the annotation of a GenBank genome assembly. NCBI's taxonomy places the organism in Eukaryota, Metazoa, Nematoda, Chromadorea, Rhabditida, Trichostrongylidae.